UCUGCUCGGGUCAGUUGAAGUAGAAGUUCACAGUCCGCCAGGCUCAAAAGCAAAAAUGCAACAAUUCUCCCUUCUAGUGUGCUUGUCGUGCGUGGUGCUCGUCGCCGCAGCUCCGCAGGGCUACAAGUAUCAGCAGCCAGCUCUUCAGGCGGGCAAUCUGCGUCCGCAGACGCCGCUCUCGGCAAGUGGAAUAUACAAUGUGCCCGCCCAGCAGCCCGUCUUCAAUAAUGUUGUGGAGGCACCGUUGCCACAGCCUCUGCCGCAGGCCCAGCAGGUUGUCUAUCAGCAGCCGCAGCCCCAGAUUCAGCAGCAAUUCGUGCCUUCUCCGCCCCAGCAGCAGUUUGUGCCCCAGAUUCAGUCGCAGCCCCAGAUCCAGCAGCAGUUCGUGCAGUCACAGUAUCAGGCGCAGCGUCCCUCGAUCGUGACCAAGGAUAUUUACAUACACUCGGCGCCCGAUGACACCGAGGAGCUGCAGUCGGCGCCUCAGUUGGAUAACACGCCCAUUCGCAAGAACUAUCGCAUUGUGUUCAUCAAGGCGCCCACACAGAAUCUGAAGCACACCGCUGCCGCGCUGAAGCGCGCCCAGGCCAGCAACGAGGAGAAGACUGUCAUCUAUGUGCUGUCUAAGAAGCCCGACAUCAACGAGAUUCACCAGCACCUGCAGCUGACCCAGAACGAACCGAAGGUGCACAAGCCCGAGGUCUACUUCAUCAAGUACAAGACCACGGAGGAGGCACAGCGCGCCCAGCAGGAGAUCCAGGCCCAGUACGAUGCUCUGGGCGGUGCCACACACAUCUCGGACGAGGGUGUCGCGCCUAUUAGCAGCUUCUCCGGCUCCGGCUCUCUCAACCUGGGCAACAUUGUGCCGCAGCACAUCCAGCAGCAGGCCCAGUCCCAGGCCCAGAGCGUGGGCAUCCAGCAGCAGAACUUCCAGAGCGGCAACUACCAGAGCGGCAACUUCCAGAGCGGCGGCUUCCAGAGCUCCGGCGGCUUCCAGAGCUCCGGUCUGCAGACCUCCUCCGUCUCUUCCGGCGCCAACUUUGGCGUCAAUGUCCCCUCCAAGCGCUACAUUCCAGCCAAGACAAAAUAAGGCGAAUUUCCACCGCAUUUCUUUCAUUCAAUUCCAACAAUCGCCGCAUUUUAGUUUAUUUUAAUUUAUUGU
This is a messenger RNA of Drosophila virilis, 1162 nucleotides long. Its product is annotated as transcription factor SPT20 homolog. The record is from RefSeq and is a predicted model, not a curated record. Lineage: Eukaryota; Metazoa; Arthropoda; Insecta; Diptera; Drosophilidae.